Molecule: messenger RNA, 3815 nt
Organism: Conger conger (European conger)
Lineage: Eukaryota; Metazoa; Chordata; Actinopteri; Anguilliformes; Congridae
Product: beta-galactosidase-1-like protein 2
Exons: 19
Coding region: 139-2055 (638 amino acids)
Biological process (GO): carbohydrate metabolic process
Cellular component (GO): vacuole
Molecular function (GO): beta-galactosidase activity
Source: RefSeq, a predicted model, not a curated record
CAUCGGUCACGACUGACAACGAAACGCCCUUUACACUAUGUAAUAACUGCCAACGUAGAAGUCUGUUGCGUGAGUCAAGUUACUUAGCUAGCGAACUACUUUCCUCGCGGCUGUUUCUGCAAGGGAGGCGAUACAUUGAUGGUUAUGACCAGAUUGUGGAAUGUUCACGUUAAUAGAAGAAAUGCAAUUAUUUGCUUCGGCAUCGUGGGUUUAAUCGUUUACCGCUGCAUCGGCAUUUUCAGCAUGCAGCCGGGUGAGAUGAGCCAGAGCAGGACGGAGGGGCUGAACGCUAACUCCUCCCAGUUCACGCUGGACGGCGUGGCGCUCCGCAUCCUGGGCGGCUCCGCCCACUACUUCCGCAUCCCCAGAGCGCACUGGAAGGACCGCCUCCUGAAGAUGAAGGCCUGCGGACUCAACACUCUCACCACGUAUGUGCCUUGGAACCUGCAUGAGCCCGGGAGAGGAGAGUUCGAUUUCCAGAACCAGUUGGACUUGGAGGCCUACAUCCGCCUGGCUGAGGAGGUGGGGCUUUGGGUGAUUCUGCGUCCGGGACCCUACAUCUGUUCAGAAUGGGACCUGGGAGGGCUGCCCAGCUGGCUUCUGCGUGACAAAGACAUGAAACUGCGGACAACUUACCCAGGAUUCACCGGGGCCGUCAACUCUUUCUUUGAUGAGCUCAUUCCGAGAGUUGCACCUCUGCAGUACAUGAGAGGAGGCCCCAUCAUUGCGGUUCAAGUGGAGAACGAGUACGGCUCUUACGCCAAGGAUGACCGUUACAUGGCCUUCAUCAAAGAGGCUCUGCUCUCCAGGGGCAUCAGGGAACUCCUGAUGACUUCAGACAACCGCGAGGGCUUAAAGGUUGGGGGCUUGGAUGGAGUUCUGAAGACCAUCAACUUUCAGAAGCUCAACCCCAAGGCCAUACAGUACAUGGACACUGUGCAGCCCCAACAACCAAAGCUGGUGAUGGAGUAUUGGUCAGGCUGGUUUGACCUCUGGGGUGACCUUCAUCAUGUCUUCCCUGCAGAAGACAUGGUGGCCGUGGUGAGGGAGAUCCUGAAACAGGGAAUGUCCGUAAACCUGUACAUGUUCCACGGGGGCACCAACUUUGGCUUCAUGAGCGGAGCGCUUGCCCUGACCUCGGUGCUCAGAGCCAUGGUCACCAGCUACGAUUAUGAUGCGCCCUUGUCUGAAGCCGGGGAUUACACCCCGAAAUACCACGGUCUGAGGGAACUGCUGAGUCAUUACCACAGUGACAAGCUUCCUGAGACGCCUGCCCUCCGGUGGCGCAAAGCAUACAAGGCAGUCAACAUGAACCUGCACAUGCCCCUGUGGGAGACCCUGCGAUUUGCAGAGAAGCCUUUAAUAUCGGCCACGCCGGUCAAUAUGGAGAACCUUCCGGUGAACAGCGGCAACGGCCAGUCCUACGGGUACACGCUGUACGAGACCACGGUCACCAGUGGAGGGGCUCUGAACUCCUGGAACAAUGUCCGUGACCGCGCCCUGGUGUUUGUGGACCAAGUUUUCAUCGGGGUUCUAGACUAUAGGACGGUGGAACUUGCAGUGCCUGAUGGGAAGGGAGUGCGGAAGCUGAGCUUCCUGGUGGAGAACUGUGGCAGGGUGAAUUAUGGGAAGGUUCUGGAUGAGCAGCGUAAAGGUUUGGUCGGAGACGUAGCCUUGAAUAAUAUCCCACUUAAAGACUUCACCAUCUACAGCCUGGAUAUGAAUCCAGCUUUUAUCAACAGACUGGGCAGCAUGAUCUGGAGGUCCCGCACAAACGCGCCCAGUUUCCCAGGCUUCUUCCAGGGCUGGCUGCAAGUGACCGGCACUCCCAGCGACACCUUCGUGAAGCUUCUGGGUUGGAGUAAAGGGGUGGUCUUUAUAAACGGGCGGAAUCUUGGACGCUACUGGUCUAUAGGACCCCAGCAAACCCUUUACCUACCGGGACCCUGGCUUCGUAGUGGGAGUAAUCAGGUCAUUGUGUUUGAGGAACAGGAAGCCGCAGCGAAACUGCAGUUCGACGCAAACCCCGACCUGGGAAUGGCUGUCGACGUUUAGUCCGUCCAGGCUGCCGGUGCCGUUUCCGUUAUCCCAGGGACCGCCUCUCCUUCCGUCCGCUGGCGAAGGAUGGCGCCUCUGACGGUCUGCGGACCGCCAUUACCAGCAAACCCGGGGCCUGGCGCGGCCUCUCCCCCAAAGCCAUGUCUACAGCCGGACACAGAACUGCCAUCCCGUGCCGGAAGUGUCCUCCUGCAUGUGCUACGGAUGCACCGUAGUCCUGGAGUCGCGUCAGUUUGCAUUACUGCUAUAAUGAAAUGCAGGGAGACCAGUGUGUUGCAGUCAGCAUUGGCCAAUAAGGCCGAGAGAAUACUGGAUGUUGAUUCCAGGUCGAGGAUGUCCAUACCUCGUGUCCCGAGUGUAAAUAAAGAGUAUUUGAGUAUUUUCAGGAGAGGGUUUCUUCUGAGAUUUUUUUUUUUUUUCUGAAAUGAAAAAAAGGUUCAUUUCAGUAUGUUUGUUGCUUUGUGGUUUGUAUUAAAUCAAGGAGUUUGAGAACACCCGAGGACAAAAAUAUGACAGUUCGCAGCUUUAAUGUAAUUUAUCUAAAAGCAAGAGAUAGCAUUAGCAGCCUACCAAUUACGUUUUAUGUUGAUUUUAUGUACAUAAGCGUUAUCAACUGAAGAUCAGUUUUGUCAGACGAGCUUAUUUCUGCAAUUUUAGCUGUUUUGAGUGCUACUCACAUGACCACUGGCAUACAGUAUUCCUGAAGUAUGUUUUUCAUGAACAUUAAUGCGACACAGGGGGCUCAGGCAAUAAGAGCAGUCGUCUCAUUGGCUCAGGCAGUAAGAGCAGUCGUCUCAUUGGCUCAGGCAGUAAGAGCAGUCGUCUCAUUGGCUCAGGCAGUAAGAGCAGUCGUCUCAUUGGCUCAGGCAGUAAGAGCAGUCGUCUCAUUGGCUCAGGCAGUAAGAGCAGUCGUCUGGCAGUCGGAGGGUUGCUGGUUCGAUCCCCCGCCUGGGCUGUGUCCCUGAGCAAGACACCUAACCCCCAAAUGCUCGGGCGGCAGGGAUAUUGCUUUUGUUCCAGCUGCUGUGUAUUUGUAAUAAAAUUAAUUUGGGGUGGGAUUAAAUUAAAACUUGUUGCACAAGCUGGCAGCUGCAUACAAAAUAUGUUCAUCUGUCGACCUGCAGAGUCUUCUGGCCAGACAACAUUAGAUGCAUAUUGUGUGCCACAUGCAGUAUACAUCGUUUUCGGACCAACUUCAGAGCCAUUGAAGUUAAAACGACUGUUACUGCGAGCCCGUUUUGGACAUUGGAAGCCCUGUGUUAAUAUGUUGUUAUCAGUGCUAUAUGGUCAAGGGUACGGUUUUGUAUAAUUAAAUACAUACAAUUGUAUUUUGAAAAUGACAUGAUGCUUGCCAAUCCAAUAUUUGAAUAACUGUUAUACUGCAAUUUAUUUGGUAGCACCUUACUCAAAGCGUAAAAGCGUGCAUAAACCUCGUCAUGAGAUGAUGUAUAGAUUGUGAAUCGUAGAAUGAUGGACAGUAUGGCAGUGAUGAUGUUCUGCUAUGGCAGUAAUACUUCCCCAAGCUUGUGAUUAAAAAUGUUGAUGCUUUGCAGUCUGUGGUGCUCUGUUGGGAUGUUUUCAUUUUUCCACAAUUAAGUGUUUACGUUAUGCGGAAGAAUUAAUGUGAAAAAAGUUGAAGUAGUAAUUAUCCUCAAUUUAUUUUUUUAACAAUGUUUUUGUUUGUACUUGUUGGUGAGGAAAUUGCAUUGUAAUAUAAAAUUGUCAUUGAAAGGCAAAUAAAGAUGGGAUUUUAACAA